CUUCACCGGUUGUUGAAGGAUUCUGCAGCGUACCGCUACCGAUAGUUCUCAGUGAUUACUUGCUACUUGCAUUCUUUUAUUAUAUUUUUUCUUAAGAAGCAAUGGCUUUCAAGGUUGAUUAUAGCUACUUCAUCAGUGCUCAUUCCUCAAGAAGACGCCCUUCCUUAACCAGAGAAUUGACAAAGCAACAAUACAAUGCCCCCAAAGAAUCAAUCUCCCUGGCAGAGGGCAUGCCCAACGAGGUUACCUUUCCCUUCGAGCAAAUCAACGUGUUGCUAAAGGACGGGUCCCAGUUCACUCUACAAGGUCCUGAACUACAUUCUGCCCUCCAGUACAUUCCUACCCAAGGGUACCCACCACUUGUGCAGACCUUGAAAGAUUUUACCUACCAGGUGCACCAACCACCCCAUUGGGAAAACCGCGAGGUUAUCGUCACCAACGGCUCCCAGGAUGGUAUCAGCAAGUCCUUAGAAAUGAUAGUCGAGGAAGGGGAUGACGUUUUGAUUCAAAAUCCCCUGUACGCUGGUACGGAGAUUAUUGUGAAACCGUUUAAGGUCAAUGUAAUCGGCAUUGAACAAGAUCAAUAUGGCAUUAUCCCUAAGAAGCUUGUCGAAGCCCUCGAAAACUGCAAGGCUAAAUAUACCGAGGAAGGUGGGGGGAAGAGAAGAAUGCCUAAAGUAUUAUAUUUAAAUCCAACAGGAUCAAAUCCGACUGGCGCUACUAUGACACUGGAACGAAGAAAAGAAGUUUAUCAAAUAUGUUGCAAAUACAAUAUAAUCAUACUCGAGGACGAUGCCUAUUUCUUCGUACAUUUUCUAGAAGAGCAACCCCUUUCGUUUUUGUCUUUAGACACUGAAGGAAGAGUGAUUAGAUUUGAUUCGAUGUCAAAGGUAUUAAGUUCUGGCCUACGAGUGGGAUGGUUAACUGGACCAAGCGCUCUUGUAAAGAAUAUUGAACUACACGUACAAAGUUCUUUUCUACAUUCAAGUACUCUCUCACAGGUCUUGGUGCAAAAUGUAUUUCAAGUAUGGGGCUUCGAGGGUCUUCUGUCACAGUUUGAAUCUGUCCGUGCGUACUACAGAGCUCGUUGCGACUUCACCCUUGCCUCCAUGGAAAGACACCUUAAAGGGCUCUGCGAAUGGGCCAUCCCUUCAGGCGGCAUGUUCGUUUGGAUCAAGGUACGAGGCGUCUCCGACGUCUACGAGAUGCUCAUGACUAGAGGACCCAAGAAGAACAUCACCUUCGUACCCGGCCACGCUUUCAUGGCCGAUUCCACAGAGGCUUGUAACUACAUUCGCGCCUCCUUCAGCAAAGCUACCCUCAAGCAAAUCGACAAGGCCAUGAGGUUGUUGGCGGAAUUGAUAAGGGAGGAACAGUUGUUGUUGCGUAGGAAACUGGACAGUUUAGAGAAUAAUAUCCUCAGAUAGAUAUCUCCGAACGGGUAGUAAUUAAGAAUUAUUAUUGAUGUUAUAAUCAAUAUUACGCGUACCCUGAAGGGAUGCGUUUUGUACAUAGAUACAGAGAAAGGUUUCUGUUUUAUCGACGUAGUUUAUCCUUUUACGUAAAGAGGGCGACAGUUGUAUUGAGGAAGCGUAGAAUAUAUGAGAUUUUCUUAUUUUGAUGGAGAAAUAUUGCAGGAGUUUUCUGAAUAUUUGUUUCUAAUAAGAAAACUUCCUAUUGGACACAUCAUACCGCAUAUUAGAUUAAUUGUUUUUUACUUUAUGAAUUUUGUCCGUCAUUAAUAGUUGUGUAGUUACCUAUUUGAGGGGUUAUAGAAUAAAUACAGAAAAUAUUUUUA
Molecule: messenger RNA, 1798 nt
Organism: Anoplophora glabripennis (Asian longhorned beetle)
Lineage: Eukaryota; Metazoa; Arthropoda; Insecta; Coleoptera; Cerambycidae
Product: kynurenine/alpha-aminoadipate aminotransferase, mitochondrial
Exons: 5
Coding region: 102-1427 (441 amino acids)
Biological process (GO): biosynthetic process
Molecular function (GO): pyridoxal phosphate binding; L-kynurenine:2-oxoglutarate transaminase activity
Source: RefSeq, a predicted model, not a curated record